Molecule: messenger RNA, 1064 nt
Organism: Chinchilla lanigera (long-tailed chinchilla)
Lineage: Eukaryota; Metazoa; Chordata; Mammalia; Rodentia; Chinchillidae
Gene: Mmp23b
Product: matrix metallopeptidase 23B
Biological process (GO): extracellular matrix organization; proteolysis; collagen catabolic process
Cellular component (GO): extracellular matrix
Molecular function (GO): metalloendopeptidase activity; zinc ion binding
Source: RefSeq, a predicted model, not a curated record
AGCGACGUCCAGGGAUGGGCCCCCCCCGGGGUCUCGGCCAGCCGGGGCCCCCGCCCGCUGUCCCCACUGGCGCCCCGAAAACGCCGCUACACGCUGACCCCCGGCAGGCUGCGCUGGGACCACUUCAACCUCACCUACAGGAUCCUGUCCUUCCCGCGGAACCUGCUGAGCCCCCGCGAGACCCGCCGGGGCCUGGCCGCCGCCUUCCGCAUGUGGAGCGACGUGUCCCCCUUCAGCUUCCGCGAGGUGGCCCCCGAGCUGCCCAGCGACCUGCGCAUAGGCUUCUACCCGGCCAACCACACGGACUGCCUGGCCUCGGCCCUGCACCACUGCUUCGACGGCCCCACGGGCGAGCUGGCCCACGCCUUCUUCCCGCCGCACGGCGGCAUCCACUUCGAUGACAGCGAGUACUGGGUGCUGGGCCCCACGCGCUACAGCUGGAAGAAAGGAGUGUGGCUCACAGACCUGGUGCACGUGGCGGCCCACGAGAUUGGCCACGCGCUGGGCCUGAUGCACUCGCAGCACAGCCAGGCGCUCAUGCACCUCAACGCCACGCUGCGCGGCUGGAAGGCGCUGUCGCAGGACGAGCUGUGGGGGCUGCACCGGCUUUACGGCUGCCUGGACAGACUGUUCGUGUGCGCGUCCUGGGCACGCCGGGGCUUCUGCGACACUCGCCGGAGGCUCAUGAAGAGGCUGUGCCCCAGCAGCUGUGACUUCUGCUACGAAUUCCCCUUCCCCACGGUGGCCGCCACCCCGCCCCCCCCCAGGACCAAAACCAGGCUGGUGUUGGAGGGCAGGAACGUGACCUUCCGCUGUGGACAGAAAAUCCUUCACAAGAAAGGCAAAGUGUACUGGUACAAGGACCAGGAGCCCCUGGAGUUCUCCUACCCCGGGUACCUGGCCCUGGGCAAGGCACACCUGAGCAUCAUUGCCAAUGCCAUCAACGAGGGCACCUACACGUGCGUGGUGCGCCGGCACCAGCGUGUGCUCACUACGUACUCCUGGCGCGUGCGCGUGCGGAGCUGAGCACGCCUGAGCUGGCAGAUAAAGCACUUUCUCUCACA